AUGGAGCCACUCUUAGAUCCACUACGUGACAGGGCGGUUCAAGAUCUUACGCCACCUCCUCAUAGAGCUCUGGACAGAGUAAAGCUUUAUCCUAGAGGAAUUGCGAACCCUCCUGAUUGGAUAGUCCUGAGAGACCACUUGCAAGCUGAAGGUAGAAUUGCAAAGCAAGAUUGUUUAUUACUGAUAAGACAAGCCUCUGACCUAUUAAGGAGGGAGAGAAAUUUAUUAGAGUUGAAAGACCCAGUAUCUGUAGUAGGGGAUAUUCAUGGCCAGUAUUAUGACUUAUUAAGGCUGCUUGAGCUGGGUGGAGAUCCGAAUCGAACAAAGUAUUUAUUAUUUUUCUCUUAAAUUAAUUAAAGCUUUUUAUAUCUAAAUAGCCAUUUUAACUAUAAAAUAAACCAAUUUUAAUGGUAAAUUUAUCAGUAUUAGUAUAUUUUUAGGAGAUUAUGUAGAUAGAGGCUCUUUUUCUAUAGAAGUCACCCUCCUCUUAUACGCAGUCAAGCUUAACUUUCCUCAAACAGUUUUUAUGCUGCGAGGAAACCACGAAUGCCGACAGAUGACAUCUUUUUUUAACUUCCGUGAAGAAACGCUUUAUAAAUACGAUACAGAGGUAUAUGACGCUAUAAUGGAGAGCUUUGACGCCUUACCUUUAGCUUGUAUAGUGAAUAAUAAGUUUAUCGCUCUUCACGGAGGCAUUUCCCCUGAACUGUUGACCUUAGAAGACAUUUCCAGGCUCAGCCGCUUCCAAGAGCCUCCACGGCAAGGCCUUUUUUGCGAUAUUUUAUGAAGUGACCCAGUAGACAGUGAAACAGGAAGCUGCCCAGAAAAAUACAGAGUCAACACAGUCAGAGGCUGUAGCUUUUAUUUCGGGCUAUCAGCCGCAAAUGGAUUUCUAAAAAAAAAUCGGCUGCUUUCAAUCCUAAGAGCCCACGAAGCACAGCUAGAUGGGUACAAAAUGCACAGAUGAAGCGGGACUUCAGAGUUCCCUUGUGUGAUUACAGUAUUUUCAGCACCAAAUUACUGCGACGUUUACAACAAUAAAGGCGCAAUUUUGAAGUUCGAUAACAAUACCCUCAAUAUCCAGCAGUUUAAUUAUACAGCGCACCCUUAUAUUUUGCCGAAUUUCAUGGGACUUUUUGAAUGGAGCAUUCCAUUUGUGAUAGAAAAAGUGCUUGAAAUGAUAAAAACUGUAAUUAAGCCAGCAAAUGAAAUUGAAGCAAAAAGAGGAGCUGAUGUAGGCGAACAGGUAAAAAAACUGCAAGAGGAUGUCAGAGAGGCGAAAGUAUAUCCAAAAAAAUUUUUUUCUAUUUAAAACACAUUUCAAAAGGGAUUUUCUAUAAAAUUUAUAAUAUAAAAAUCCUUUAUGAUACCAAAAUUUCUUAUUUUGUAUAGAAAUUUUCAGGAACAAAGUUAAAGCGGUUACAAAGAUGAUCAAGAUGUUUAAGACUCUCAGAGAAGAAAAAGAAAUCAUUAUGCAAUUGAAAGGGCUGUGCCCUGAUAAUAAAGUACCGAGAGGGCUGCUGCUACAAGGAAGAGAAGCGAUUCUAGGAGCAGUUGACUCGUUUUCACAAGCCAAAACUUGGGAUAUAAUAAAUGAAAAAAGACCAGACUAA
Messenger RNA from Blepharisma stoltei, 1613 nucleotides. The record is from the annotation of a GenBank genome assembly. Lineage: Eukaryota; Ciliophora; Heterotrichea; Heterotrichida; Blepharismidae.